AUGAACUCCGAUUCAGCAGCACCAUUACCACCACCCAAGGAUGAGAACAUCGAACAGGAACACACCAUCGCCUUUCCGGAGCUUGCCCAUCAUGCAGUCUCUAGGCCAGAGCACAAAGUCCCAUCAAUAUCACAAUCGAAAGCAUCAGCGCCCUCGCCAGACCCAUCAUCAGCUCUCAAAACUGUCGCCUAUUCCGCAUUCCCACCGUCGCGAAAUGGCAGCCCCGCUCCGGGCACUCCUGGAUUCGGGCCAUCCCGAAAUGGAACACCAACACCCGAACCAACUGGAGCCGCACAGUUCAUAGCCAAUCUCUCCGAAAAGCAACGAGCACACUUGCAGUUCGCAGUACCGAAAGCAGACUCAGAUCGCCUGUCUCAUUUUCUGGAACAACCGCCCCGAAAAACACCAGUCCCCGAUCGCUUCACCUUUGAAGCUCUUGACUCCGAGGCACGAAGUGGAAGGGAGCUUAAUUCCAAGGUUCGUCGCGGCGACACGAAGAAGAGUUCGUACAGUUACAAGAGCGCAAAAAGCAAUGGAAGUAAAAGCAAUAGAAGCAGCAAGAGCAGCAGGAGCGCUUCUAGGAGCCUGCAUGGACGCGAUGAGAGCGCCAGUGCUGGAAGGAGGACUCCCGGAACGCCAAGUACUAGCAGACGAGUAAGCUUCGAGAGCAUGCCAAAGAGCAGGCCUCGAUUGAAGAAGGAGGUUCGACACUUCAAAGGAGUCGCGCUUGAGGUGGACUGGAGGUUCUAUGCAACAGGCAUUUGUUUGGCCCUGGUCAAUCUCGUAAUGGCUUGGGAUGCAACUGCGAUAUCGAUCGCUCUUCCAACUAUUGCGGUCGUACUCCAUGGACCGUCUGUGAACACUUUCUGGUUGGGUAUCUCAUUCCUCGUGGCGGCCACCGCUGUCAUACCACUGUUCUCGGCUUUUGCAGAGAUCUUCGGUCGCAAAGCGAUGCUACUUGCAGGACUGACGCUCUUCAUCAUUGGUUCGCUUGUAACAGCCAUUGCUGGAGAUAUGAGCACCGCGCUAUUUGGUCGCUCAAUACAGGGCUUCGGCGCAGGCGGCGUAUUCGUACUGUCGGACUUGAUAAUAACGGACCUUGUGUCUCCUCUGGACAAGCGAAGGUGGUCAGCUGUUCUUGGUCUGGUCUGGGCUAUUGGCGCAUUGACUGGACCUGCAGUUGGCGAGGCUCUUGCGGAACAGUCCCAGUGGCGCUGGAUUUUCUGGCUUAAUCUUCCCUUCUGUAUCUCUUCGCUUUUGAUCCUCGCGUUCUUCGCAAAGCUGAAGUCCACCAAGUACGGCUCGAAGCUCUACGAGCUAAAGCAGAUUGAUUGGGUAGGAUUCAUUCUCAUGACUGGUUCACUUGUCGCCAUGCUCUUGGGCAUCAGCUGGGGAGGUACUACGUACGCUUGGUCUAGCCCACGUACCCUUAUACCUAUUCAAUUCGGGCUUAUCGGCAUUAUACUGUAUUGCGUCUGGUCGUGGUUUGCACCUUUCCAGUCCAUGAUCUCUAUUGAUGGGUUCAUGGAUCCCACAAGCCUGGGCAUGUAUUUCGGCACCACCGUACAGGGUGCCAUCAUCGGUGCCUAUGUAUUCUUCAUGCCACUCUACUUUGGUGUGGCCGAUGCCGGUAUGAGAGACGUGCCUGCAGGAGUACGCUGGUUCCCAUGGACCAUUCCCCUUGCAAUAGUAAUCCUCGUUACCUUUGUUGUCAUUAGCAGAUGGAAUGCCUGGAUCUACGCCAUUUGGUUGGGAUGGCUGCUUGUAGUGUUCGGUGUUGCGAUGACCACGUUUUACACGCGUACUUCAUCAGAUGGGAAGUGGAUCUCCAUUGCAAUCGUCUCAGGCACUGGCAUCGGUAUCCUAUUUCCUAGUCUUCACACCGCUUCUGAGCUGAUUGCUAGCCGAGAGAGGGACGAUGAACGACAACGGAGGGCAGUCACCAAUUCCUCCUACUUCCAUUAUCUCGGCAAGGCUUUUGGUGUUGGAAUGGCGACAUGCAUCUUCCAAAACAGACUCCUUCAACAGCUGGACACGAGCGAGAUAUACCACGGCUUUGCGAAGGAGUACGCGGUGGAAUCUGUAUCCCUACUCGUCCGCAUACGAGCAACACCUGGUGGUCCGGGCUCAGCGAAAGUUCAGAUCGCAGACAUGUAUGUCCAGUCAUUGAAGAGUGUGUGGACAUUGAUGGCAGUUCUGGCAGGUAUCGCUUUAUUAGCCAGCUGUUUUAUGAUGCCCAAGAUCCUGAAAGAAGAAAAAGAAGCAGAGAUGAAGAACAUGGACGGGACCUACAUGGUGUAA
Messenger RNA from Didymosphaeria variabile, 2301 nucleotides. RefSeq lists its product as uncharacterized. Bases 1 to 2301 code for a protein of 766 amino acids. The transcript has 5 exons. Gene Ontology annotation, biological process: transmembrane transport. The record is from RefSeq and is a predicted model, not a curated record. Gene Ontology annotation, molecular function: transmembrane transporter activity. Lineage: Eukaryota; Fungi; Ascomycota; Dothideomycetes; Pleosporales; Didymosphaeriaceae.